GUCGCUACUCGUUUGCUGCAUCUCUCAGGGACACGCACCAUCCCUCCAAGAUGUGGGCAAAGACAAUUACAGGAAAUUUUGCCAAUGUGAUUCAUGGUUUGAAUGCAAACCACUUGACAGACCAAGUCAUUCAGAGGAGCAAGCGAAUGAUUCUGGAUACUCUUGGAGUGGGGCUUCUGGGUACCAGCACUGAGGUCUGCCACAAAGUGACACAGUACAGCAAGAUCUACAGCUCAGACAUAUCCAGUACCAUCUGGGGCCACUUGGAUUUCCGACUGCCUCCUCUGUAUGCAGCUUUUGUGAAUGGAGUGGCUGUGCACUCAAUGGAUUUUGAUGACACGUGGCAUCCAGCCACACACCCAUCCGGGGCUGUGCUCCCCGCCGUGAUUGCACUCUCGGAGGCCUUUCCUCUGAAGAAAAAAAUCUCGGGUCUCGAUCUGCUCUUAGCUUUCAACGUGGGAAUUGAAGUGCAAGGCAGACUGCUGCGCUUCUCCAGCGAAGCCAGGAAUAUUCCAAAAAGGUUUCACCCACCGACUGUGGUCGGUACAAUGGGGAGUGCAGCAGCUUGUGCUAAACUGCUAGCUCUUGACCAGCUGAAAUGUAAAAAUGCCUUGGCUAUUGCUGCCUCCUAUGCAGGUGCCCCACUGGCUAAUGCAGCAACCCAAACAAAGCCCCUCCACGUUGGCAAUGCUGCCAAGCACGGACUGGAAGCAGCUUGCUUAGCAUCACAGGGCCUUCAGGGAAACAAACAGAUCUUGGACAUGGAGUCGGGGAUAGGUGCCUUUUACACAGAUUAUAACCCACAGACCCUGCCAACCUUGCAGUCCUAUCCCUGGCUGUUGGACCAGCAAGACGUGGCCAUCAAACGUUUUCCUGCUCAUCUUGGAACACACUGGGUGGCUGACGCAGCAUCUUCUGUUAGGGGGAAACUUGUGGAGAGCAGUGACAACUUGCUCCCCCUUGAUAAAAUUAAGAAAGUCAUUCUCAAAGUCCCAGAGGUCAAAUACGUGAACAGACCCAGCCCUACCUCAGAGCAUGAAGCUCGACACUCCUUCCAGUUUGUUGCAUGCUCUGCUUUGCUGGAUGGCAGUAUGUCAGUCCAGUCCUUCGCCAGUGAGAACAUUCACCGGCCAGCCUUGCAGGAGCUCCUCUGCAAAACGCAGCUGGAGCACCCUCCUGAUAACACACCUAGCUUUGAGAGUCUUUACUGCGAAGUGAGUGUCACACUUCGGGACGGCAACACGAUCAGCGACCGCUGCGAUACGUUCUACGGACACUGGAGGAAACCUCUGAAAAAAGAGGACUUGGAGAAAAAAUUUCAAUCCAAUGCCUCCAGCAUCCUGCCUGCAGAAGCCACAGAAGGCAUUAUAGAGACCGUGUACAAUCUGGAAAAAGUAGAGGACUGUUCUGUAUUAAGUAAAUUUUUAUCAGGACAGUCAGCUAGAGUGCUUUUGGCGAAGCAGCGCUCCCUUUGA
This is a messenger RNA of Fulmarus glacialis (Northern fulmar), 1475 nucleotides long. RefSeq names its product immunoresponsive 1 homolog (mouse) (gene ACOD1). Gene Ontology annotation, molecular function: lyase activity. The transcript has 5 exons. Lineage: Eukaryota; Metazoa; Chordata; Aves; Procellariiformes; Procellariidae. The record is from RefSeq and is a predicted model, not a curated record. Bases 51 to 1475 code for a protein of 474 amino acids.